Messenger RNA from Camellia sinensis, 895 nucleotides. Lineage: Eukaryota; Viridiplantae; Streptophyta; Magnoliopsida; Ericales; Theaceae. The record is from RefSeq and is a predicted model, not a curated record.
AUGACAUGCCGAGGACAAGGUGGGGAGACUUAUCAGAUACCCAUCACUCCUCCUCUGGCUGAUCACGAGCUCGUCGGAGUUCGGGGCUCGACCCCGGCUUCUAUCGAGUACACUGGGCAAGCCCUGCCACUGACGGCUUCGGUGAUGGGGAUGUUGCAGAGGAGUAUGGACCUGCUGAGUAUCUACAAUAUCCCAGUGAGUUCUUUCAACCUCAGUCUCAAGACCUUGCAUAAUCUGUUCCAUACUGAUCUGAUGCGUUACAUUAUCAAUACGGUAUUUGAUACACUGCACUCACAUACCACUCACGACACUGAUACACUCCUAAUAAGGUCAUCUACCUUUACUCAUCGAAAUACCGGUCCUCUGGGGCCUUUCACGGGCUAUGCAACUAUACUUAAGGGUUCAAGAUUUUUGAAGCCUGCCCAGAAGCUGUUGGAUGAAAUUUGUAUUGGGAGUGACCGAGAGAAACCCAUCAAAAAAAGUGAGGUGUCUGAUAAGGUUUCUGCAGAUGCUGGUAAUGCUGCUAAGUCUAUGGUUGGACUUGGCGAUAAGGGCGGUGAUCACUCAGGUGUUUUGUCAUCCACAAUUUAUAGUUCAAACGAAAUUAGGGGGGAAGGUGGUGUUGGCAGCAGCUCAAGUGAAUCUUAUGGGCCUGAAUUUCAGCAAAAGAAGGCAAAGCUGUUAUUUAUGCAGGAGGAGUGGAUUAGAACAAUAUACCCAAGUUUGACCAUAAUUUUGGGCCACAUGGGGACGACCCUACUUGAGCUACCGCCAUCUAUGAAGCAUGGACACUCCAAAAUUGGUGUCGUGGCGGUGUCCGACAUGAGGACACGCCGGGGACACGUACGGGACACGCCAGAUGGCGUGUCCCUUUAAUUUAAUGUUUUUUUUGGAA